UCUUCCUCCCCUCCUCUCCCUCCCCAGCCUCCCCGCGAGCGGACGCGGCAGCGUCUCUGUCUCGCUUUUUCUUAUUUUACCCCCUUCCCCUUCUUUUUUUUUCUUUCUUUUCUCCCCUGCUUCCCUUUCACCAUUUCCCCUCGGAGGUGCAUCCCCCGGGCAGGGGCAGAGCCGGUCUCACCCCCCGCCUCUCCCCGGCCCCCGCCGCCCUAUGGCGAGAGGGAACCCCCUCCCCACCCGGGCACAAGCGGCGGCGGUUGGAGGAGCGGGACCGGCGGUGGCUGCCUCAAGUCCAGGGUCGUCAUGGAACUAAUUCGCUGACUGACCCACCGGCCGCAGCCGUGCGUCCCGCUCGAGCGCCAGCGCCCCCCGGCCCGGUUUCCCCUCUUCUCCCUCCUCAGUCGGCCCGGUCCUCGCCCCGCGCGCUGAGGAAAAUGAGGUGGUAACGGGCCCCCGGAUGACCCCGCGUCACCACUGUAAGGCCUACAGCUCUGCCAGGGAGGAGGAGGAGGAAGGGGAGGAAGAGGAGAAGGUAGCUACAUCAAGCUGGGAGGCAGGCAGAUCCAAAGGAUAUCAUGAAGUUUCCAGGGCCUUUGGAAAACCAGAGAUUGUCUUUCCUGUUGGAAAAGGCAAUCUCUAGGGAAGCCCAGAUGUGGAAGGUAAAUGUGCCGAAAAUGCCUACAAAUCAGAAUGUUUCUCCAUCCCAGAGAGAUGAAGUGAUUCAGUGGCUGGCCAAACUCAAGUACCAAUUCAACCUUUACCCAGAAACAUUUGCUCUGGCUAGCAGUCUUUUGGACAGGUUUUUAGCUACUGUAAAGGCCCACCCAAAAUACUUGAGUUGUAUUGCAAUCAGCUGUUUUUUCCUAGCUGCCAAGACUGUUGAGGAAGACGAGAGAAUUCCAAUACUGAAGGUGUUGGCAAGAGACAGUUUCUGUGGAUGUUCUUCAUCUGAAAUUCUGAGGAUGGAGAGAAUUAUUCUGGAUAAGUUGAAUUGGGACCUUCACACAGCCACACCAUUGGAUUUUCUUCACAUUUUCCAUGCCAUUACAGUGUCAAUUAGGCCUCAGUUACUUUUCAAUUUGCCCAAACUGAGCCCAUCUCAACAUUUGGCACUCCUAACCAAGCAGCUACUUCAUUGUAUGGCCUGUAACGAACUUCUGCAAUUCAAAGGAUCCAUGCUUGCUCUGGCCAUGGUUAGUUUGGAAAUGGAGAAACUCAUUCCUGAUUGGCUUCCUCUUACAAUUGAAUUGCUUCAGAAAGCACAGAUGGAUAGCUCCCAGUUGAUCCACUGUCGGGAGCUUGUGGCACAUCACCUUUCUACUCUGCAGUCUUCCCUGCCUCUAAAUUCCGUUUAUGUCUACCGUCCCCUCAAGCACACCCUGGUGACCUGUGACAAAGGAGUGUUCAGAUUACAUCCCUCCUCUGUCCCAGGCCCAGAUUUCUCCAAGGACAACAGCAAACCAGAAGUGCCAGUCAGAGGUACAGCAGCCUUCUGUCAUCAUCUCCCAGCUGCCGGUGGGUGCAAGCAUACCUCUGCUAAACGCAAAGUAGAGGAAAUGGAAGUGGAUGACUUCUAUGAUGGAAUCAAACGGCUCUAUAACGAAGAUAAUGCUUCAGAAAAUGUGGGUUCUGUGUGUGGCACUGAUUUAUCAAGGCAAGAGGGACAUGAUUCCCCGUGUCCACCUUUGCAGCCUGUGUCUGUCAUGUAGCUUCAGGUGUUACCUUUAAGUGCAAACUGAGGUAGACUACUCGGGUUGAGAAUGUGGCAAACUAGCGAAGGCUAUCUACAGGUACAUACCUUUAUCAGGCUGAUUUGAAGUGAGCCAGAAAAAAAAAAACAAACCAUUUACUUGUAUGGCUAAUUAGAAUUAAAUAUUAUUUAAGCACUUAAAGACCAGAAAAAGUAUAAAAUUCAAAAGAUCCAAACAUUUUUUAAAGUAAGAAAUUUCUUUGUAGUAUUUGUCAGUUUCACCCUUUUUUUUUUCUCUGCCAAAAUGUAGAUUGCCCCUAUGUUAAAAAGUCAGUCAGUGGUUUUUUUAAAGUUCCAAAAUUCAUAGCUAGCAAACUCUAUCCCCAAUGUCCUGACUUAAUUUUCUUCUUGUUUUUGCUUGCUUCUUCGUUGAAUACUUAAUGAAUUUAAUGCAUGUUGAUCUAUAGCCUGAUUUCCACUGACUAGGAAACUCUCAAAAUUAUUUAGCAAUUUGUGAAUAAAUUAUUUCAGUUCAACAGCCAUGUAUUAAUCCUUAAUGAUUCAAAUUAAUCUGAAAAGGGUACUUCAGAAUUGCCCCAUUUGAAUCAGAUGUGGUAAUAGAAAAAGGACUCACAUUACCACAUGUUUUGUUUCAUUUCAAGAUCUAGAGUUUGGAAACAAAAUGGUUUUUAUCUUAAACUGAAGUUUAAAAGUGGCAUGUAAUUAGGACACUCUUAGAUUUGUUGAAAGCAUUUUGACAUUUGUUUAAACCAUUUGUGAUAAAGUUAAUAUUAUCCAGGUGCUCACCAAAGAACCAUGUAACAACUAAAAUUUGAUUUUUAAAAAAUUUUUUUGAGGGGUAACUGCUCAGCUCUGUUAUCAGUGAGAGACUGUCUAGAUGUUGGCAGCUCUAUGAUUUGGGUCUAUAACAUGUAAUUACUGAAUUCAGUACCCUAGUUUUAUGUUAAUAAGCUAUUAGGAUUUUCUUGACAAAAAAUUAUUCUGUCUCUUGAGCCUACCUAUAUUUCCCUUAAUGACUUCUGGAUCCUGAGCUCCUUGUAUGGUCUGAAUAAGGUAUUGCAGUCAGAAUCAACCAUGUACUGAUGAGAAAAGCCUCUGGUAGCAAUAAACGUUGUCCUUAACCA
Molecule: messenger RNA, 2835 nt
Organism: Pteropus alecto (black flying fox)
Lineage: Eukaryota; Metazoa; Chordata; Mammalia; Chiroptera; Pteropodidae
Gene: CCNI
Product: cyclin I
Exons: 7
Coding region: 576-1709 (377 amino acids)
Biological process (GO): regulation of cyclin-dependent protein serine/threonine kinase activity; mitotic cell cycle phase transition
Cellular component (GO): cytoplasm; cyclin-dependent protein kinase holoenzyme complex; nucleus
Molecular function (GO): cyclin-dependent protein serine/threonine kinase regulator activity
Source: RefSeq, a predicted model, not a curated record